Molecule: messenger RNA, 964 nt
Organism: Venturia canescens
Lineage: Eukaryota; Metazoa; Arthropoda; Insecta; Hymenoptera; Ichneumonidae
Gene: RpS3A
Product: ribosomal protein S3A
Exons: 5
Coding region: 96-911 (271 amino acids)
Biological process (GO): translation
Cellular component (GO): ribosome; cytosol
Molecular function (GO): structural constituent of ribosome
Source: RefSeq, a predicted model, not a curated record
GUAGCCAGCUUCAGAUCGUUCGAAGUCUGACGAGAGUUUCUUCUGCACUUCCGCCUGCAAGCAAACGGAUCUCUUUUCCGUUUGUAAACUUAGUCAUGGCGGUGGGUAAAAAUAAAGGGCUCUCGAAAGGAGGCAAAAAGGGAGUUAAGAAGAAGAUCGUCGAUCCGUUUACUCGCAAGGACUGGUACGAUGUCAAGGCACCGUGCAUGUUCACCACUCGCCAAGUUGGCAAAACUCUGGUUAACAGAACCCAGGGAACCAAGAUCGCCUCCGAGGGUCUGAAAUUCCGUGUUUUCGAGGUUUCUCUCGCGGAUCUCCAGAGCGACAAUGAUGCGGAAAGAUCAUUCCGUAAAUUCCGUUUGAUCGCCGAAGAUGUCCAAGGACGCGCGGUUCUUACCAACUUCCAUGGUAUGGACUUGACGACCGACAAGCUUCGUUCAAUGGUCAAGAAAUGGCAGACCCUCAUCGAAGCUCAUGUCGAUGUUAAGACUACUGACGGCUAUUUGCUCCGAGUAUUCUGUAUUGGUUUUACUAACAAGGAUCAGAUGAGCACUAGAAAAACGUGUUACGCUCAGCACUCUCAGGUCCGACGUAUCAGAGCAAAAAUGGUUGAACUUAUCACCAACGAUGUAGCCAAGAGUGAUCUUAAAGGUGUCGUAAGCAAGCUUCUCCCUGAUGCAAUUGCCAAAGACAUCGAAAAGGCUUGCCAGGGUAUUUACCCCUUACAUGACGUUUACAUUCGCAAGGUCAAAGUAUUGAAAAAGCCCCGUUUCGAGUUGAGCAAGCUUUUGGAGCUUCAUGGUGACGGUGGCAGCGGCGGCGGCGGUGGUAAGGCCGGAGAAGGUGGUGAGUCUGGCUCAAAAGUUGACAGGCCUGAGGGUUAUGAACCACCAGUACAGGAGUCCGUUUAAAUUCCAUCAAAACGCGGAAUACUUUUAAAAAUAAAAAACUAAAAACUACAAAA